AUGACCGAAUCAAAUGAUGUGCUGCUCAAUGGCGAGCCUUUUGAGGAUGCGCCGCCCGCACCGUCUCGAAACCAUUCGGCGUACAACCCACUACACGACUUCGUACUACCACCGGGCACCGAGCGCCACUAUUCGCAACAAUUCGCCGAUAUGUACUUUUUGCGGUUAAUGCAAUUGAAGAAGACGGUCAAACAGAGAGCUGAGGAUGCAUGGAACGACUUCGAGCUAGGCGGGCAAAAAGCAACCUUCGUUGAACGAGUGCUGGAUGUAAGGCAAGGUGAGCUUUGUUGGGUGGUAGGGACAGUAUACAUGGAGAUGGCCGAGAAGCCCAACGUGUUGAACGACAUUGAGAAAGAUCAUUGGAUAGCGGACCCCCCUCAUCGCGAAACCUACGUAUCCUCCUCCGGCGCCGACGAGAUGAUGCUGGAAGACGAGUCCGGUCGUCUCAGAGUUACAGGCGAGCCUCUUCACCAACAUUUUGUAACGGGAUGCAUAUUAGCGGCACUGGGUACGGAGGAAGCAGACGGCACAUUCAUGGUCAUUGCAACCCAAUGCGCAGAUCUACCGAGACAACCACCGCGGUGGGAGCGUGACGACGUUGCGCUGUCAAAGCAGAAGCAGAAGGCGCCAAAACGGGAAAGGGCUGGAAAGAUAGCCCUAGUCUCAGGUCUGGAAUUGACUGGCGCAGACGACGAUGAGGUCUCCCUGGAUCUACUGGUGGAAUACCUGACUGGCGAAGCUGCAGAUCCAGCUACACAGGCCGAGGCCUCGAAAAUAACACGACUCGUGAUAGCGGGUGGCUCACUCGCAAAGGGUUCUCCAAUCCUCUCAAGAGAAGACUUUGCCGCGAAGAAGAGCGCUGCAAGACACUACGGAUACGAUGCCUCAUCCUACAACGCAGCACCUACCACGCGCCUCGAUGAGUUCCUCUGCGAAAUCCUUCCCUCGCUCCCCAUCACCAUGCUCCCAGGAGCCUCGGAUCCUUCCAACGUCGCCCUACCGCAACAACCUCUACACCCCGCACUCUUUCCCAAGACACGCCUCUACGCCGAACCCCCAAUAGAGACGAACACAACCCUCAACGGCUUCGACGCAGUCACAAACCCUUGGUUAGGCGACAUCGACGGAUACCGCGUAUUAGGCACCGGAGGCCAAACAGUCCUAGACCUGCUCAAAUACGUUAAGCGCGUAAAACCGACAGAGGCUAUGGAGAUGAUGCUGCGGUGGCGCUGCGUAGCCCCUACCGCCCCGGAUACGCUAUGGUGCUACCCGUUCCAAGACGAGGAUCCUUUGAUGCUGAAAGAGUGCCCGCACAUGUACUUUGCCGGCUGCCAGAAGAAGUUUGAGAAGAGAGUCAUUGAAGGUCCUGCUGGAGAAAAGGUAUUGCUUGUUAGCGUACCCAAGUUCAGGACCUCAGGCAAGAUUGUGCUGGUCGAUAUGGAGAGCUGGGAUGUGGAAGUCGUUAGACUGGGCGUCAAGGGGGAUAAGAGUACGAAGCAAGAGAUCAAGACAAAUGGAGAGGACGCGAUGGAAGAGUAG
Alternaria incomplexa is the source of this 1539-nucleotide messenger RNA. RefSeq lists its product as uncharacterized. Gene Ontology annotation, biological process: DNA replication; DNA strand elongation involved in DNA replication. The record is from RefSeq and is a predicted model, not a curated record. Gene Ontology annotation, cellular component: delta DNA polymerase complex. Bases 1 to 1539 code for a protein of 512 amino acids. Gene Ontology annotation, molecular function: DNA binding. The transcript has 4 exons. Lineage: Eukaryota; Fungi; Ascomycota; Dothideomycetes; Pleosporales; Pleosporaceae.